Messenger RNA from Condylostylus longicornis, 5849 nucleotides. Its product is annotated as GATA zinc finger domain-containing protein 14. The record is from RefSeq and is a predicted model, not a curated record. Gene Ontology annotation, molecular function: calcium-dependent phospholipid binding; calcium ion binding; clathrin binding. The transcript has 7 exons. The coding region runs from base 1334 to 5722 and encodes 1462 amino acids. Gene Ontology annotation, biological process: calcium-ion regulated exocytosis; regulation of calcium ion-dependent exocytosis; cellular response to calcium ion. NCBI's taxonomy places the organism in Eukaryota, Metazoa, Arthropoda, Insecta, Diptera, Dolichopodidae.
AUAAAACACGUGCUUAAAAGAAAAGGACUAAAAAUUUAGAAUUAAAGUGAAAGGAAAAAAAAAUUUUUUUUUUUAAUAAAAAAAUUCAAAUUAAUUUUUUGAAUUUUUUUUUUAAUUUUUUUACAUGAUUUUAAUUUUUUUUUUAUAUUGCAUGUCGAUUUUGUAAGGAUUUUGUAAAAUUUUAUAAUGCAUUCAAUUUUAUAUGUGUAUAUUGGAAUGCGUGUGACAUAAAUCAUUUUAAAGAAAUAAUAUUACAAAAAAAAAAACAGAAAAAAGAAAUAGAAAAAGUUUGAUUUUUAAUUUAACCUUAACCAUACUCAAACUGAAAAAUAAUGUGUUUCUAUCAGGUUUUCUUCUUCGUUAUCCUGCAAUAAAAAGGAAAAAAUAAAAAAAAAAUACCCAAUGUGAUAUAUUUUUUUUUGUUAUUAUUAUUAUUAUUAUUGUUAUGAAGAGAUUACAAAACACACUUACUCACACACACACUAUGUAAGCACAUGAUGUUAUCCUCAUACAAAUUAUUUAAUAGUCUUAUAUACAUUACAGUAAUUUUAUGUAAAAGAAUUUUAGGAAAUAUAAGAAAAAAAUAAAAACAAAAAUUAAUAAUUUUCAUAAUUAUUAAAAAAAAUGGAAAAAUUUUGAAUUUAUUUACUGUUAUUAAAUAAAUAGAAAAAAAUGUUUUUGGUUUUAAAGAAAACAAAAAUUUUAAAAAUAAGAAAAUAAAUGACUGCAUAUAAUCUUUUACAAACACAUACGCAUAUACGCACAUUAUAUAUGCAUGUGUAUGUGCAAUUGUUCGUAUAUUUAUGCAAGAAUACAUAAUAUAUGCAAAGUUGUUUAAAUUUACAAAUGAAAUAAUUUUAAAAAUGUGUUUUUAAAGUUCAAAGAAAAAAAAUGUUUAAAAAUUAAAAAAUUUUUGGAAAAAAAAAUUAAAAAAUUUACAAAAAAUAAAAAAAUUGUAAAAAUGAUGAAAAAAACUACACAGUUAUGUCAAAAUUAUUAUUUUUUCAUAUGUGAAGGAAAAGGAUAAAAUCAAACAAAACAACACAAGGGUUCAGAAGGAUAACAAAAUAAAAACAAUCAAGGAAAAAGUGAAUUUUUGUAGAGUCACGUACAAUAAUCGCCUACAUUUUAUAAUAAUGGGUGAGUUUAUAAGUAAAAGGAGGAAAAUAACUUUGACAAUACUGUGCCAAAAGGGAACGUAAUCAUUUACCAUUACUUCAAAAAAACAAAAUAUAAAAAAAGGGACAAAAGGAUAUAGUACAAAAAUAAACAAAAAUAAAAAAACUCAGUCAAAAUAACCAUAAAAAAAAGGAACGCAUACAAUAAAUAAAAUAUGGACGGUCUGCAAAUAACUUUUAUAUGUGUUAUGGUGAUAGUUGUUAUAUUAUUGAUUGUUUCUUUUAUUUGUCACUAUUUUGGACCACGAGCGAUAGCAUGGUUUCGUUCUAACCGCGAAGAGAAAAUUGGAUUAUCUAAAAGUAAAAUAUUUCAUGCGAAUGGUUAUAUGAUACAUUCUGGAUCCGAUUUUCUUCAACUUAGUUCAACUGGUAGCUUUAAACGUUUUGAUUCUAUUGAUCGUGAUUAUAAACAAGUAGGUCAAAGUUCAAUUACCUCACCCUCAUGGAAUAUCUCACACGCUGAUACAAAUAUACCACCUCAACCAUUAAGACCUGCACCAGCACCAUCAUCAACAUUAAUACGACAAAAUACACUGAUUAAAAUUAAACAACAACAUCAACCACAUAUGAUAAUGUCAACUCAUAUUACGGAAAUAAAUAAUGAAAAUAAAAGUCAGUCAUCUGAUAUGCAACAAUUUUCAAAUCAGCAAAUUGCUGAUAAACAAAUAACUACGAUAAAACAAAAAAGUUUAGAAAAUUAUGAAGCAUCAACAUCAUCAAAAUCAACAUCAUCACCUUCCAUUAACAUUUCAGCUAUACCAAGACCAGUUGCAAAACGUCAACUAUCUACACCCGUUGAAAAUUAUUUCACAUCUGUAAAAGGAUCUAGUGGUUUUGUUGGUAUUAGUAAUGGUAUUAUAAGUAAUGGAGAUAUAUCCGGAAAAAUAAAUUUAUCACAAGUUGUAAAUAAAAUUCAAGCUAAUAAUAAUAAUAAUAACAAUAAUAAUAAUAAUAUAAGUAAUAAUACCCACAACAACAAUAAUAAUAACAAUAAUAACAAUAAUGGUAAUAACAACAUUAAUAAUAAUCAUGAUAGAAGAUCAAGUUUAUCAUUCUCAUCAUCAUCUUCUAAUAAUACAUCAUCGUCUAAUAUGUCAGGAAAAAUUAUGUCACCUAAAAUUCGAAGGCAACGUUUAUUAAUGGAACAUCAUCAGCAACAGCUACAAAAAAUUACCAACAAUACAUCAAACAAUACUAAUCCAUUUUUAAAUGGAAAUAAUUUUAGUGUGUCUGAGUUUGAUGAAAAAUCAUUAUCAUCAUCAAUAUCACCACCAUCACCAGCAGUAGAAGUAACAAUAGACAAUCCCAUAAAUAGUGAGAAUAUAACAAAUGUUAUUACGAAUACAUGUGAUAUGAAUAAUAGCAGCAAUGAAACAAACUUAAAAUUUUCAGAUAAUCUUGAAAAUACAUUAAUUCAAGACUCUAAGAAGCAAACAAAUUCAAUUAAUACUAUUGAAUAUUUAGAUAGAAAUAUUAAUUUAUCAUUUAAGAAUGAAGUAAAUAAUAGUAAGAAUCCUUUUACAGCUGAUACUAUUUUGGAAUAUCAACGACAACGUCAAAAACAAGCUAAUAUAUCUUCAUCUGAUGAUGCCUUCGAUCUACUACCUGAAUUCAAAGAACCUCCCAAAACUGAUUUAGAUAGAUUUACUAUAUUUAAUUUUGAACCAGAUAGCAUUAAUACAAUUUUAGGUAAUCAACAGCAACCACAACACAUACUAGAUACCAAAAAUACAAAUAAUUUUUCAUCCUUACAAUAUGAAGUUAAUCAUGAAAAUGACAAAAGAAGUAGAAGUGCUUCAUUAAAUUCUCCAAGGUUAUUUCAAACAAAUCAUAUUAAUAAUAAAAGUACAAUGUCACUACAUGAAACUGUGAAUGCUACUAUACCGUAUACCAAUCGUAUAUGUAGCAUUGAUACAAUUAAUAAUUCAUUACCAUUUUCAAUUCAAGGAACGACUACAUCAGUUCAAUCACUUUUCGACACAAAUUUUAUUAAUGAUUCCACUAAACAACAACAGCAGCAGCAAUUAUUCAAUAAUUAUAAUUACCAUCAGAAUGAAGUAACGACCACUGCCUUUAGUCCGUUACCAAUGCCAGAAAAUUAUAAUGUUCAAUCGUUACUAUUAACUGAAAAUGAUAAUGAUCUAAAUAAAAUUCGAAGUCCAAAUAAAUAUAACAAUAUGGAAACAAGAAAUUUUUUAUUGAAUCGAUUCGAUUCAAAUAUCGAUAAGAUUAUAAAUCAAAAUAUUGAUUAUAAAACAUCAAAUCUGUAUAAUCAUAAUAGUACAUCGGUUCCUUCAUUAUUCACUUUAAAUAAUGACAAUCGUAAUAAUAUUAAUGAGACCGAUUUCGCAAAAGAUUUUUCAACUCUUUCAUUUUGGAAUAAUAUCAAUACAAUAUCGAGUUAUCGUGGUGAAAGUGCUGCUUCAAAACUUUCUAAUAUAUUAAAUUUUCAAAGAAGAGCUUCAUCAGCUACACAAUUACUGAACUUCGAAAGAAAACCAACAACAUCUAAUGAUCAACACGAAUAUCGAACAUCAAAGUCAUUUAAAUUAUAUAACGGUAAUUGUGGUGGCUAUCAGUCACCUUACUAUAGUCUACAAAAGACCUUGUUUACAACAUCAACAUCACCACCCGAGAAAUCCGCCUUAAAAACUUCUGCAUCUAACACUUCACUGUUUGAUUACUCGAGCGGAAUAUCACAGUUAUCCAAAUAUUUUGGAAUUCCACAACCCGAAAAUUUACCAAUAUUAAAGGGAUCCGAUGGGUCUUCAUUCAAUAAACAGACAAUAAACUCAAGCCACCAUCAACAACAGUUAGAAGAACAAAUGAAUGUUCCUAUGAGCGCCUCAAUCAAUCAAAGUAAAUUAGAAUCUAUUAGUAAUUCUAAUGUUAGAGAAACGACGAACACUUCUAGAAUGCAACAACAAAUUUCUGAAUGUCAAGAAGAAAAUUUUAAUUUUUAUCAAAAACAACCGGCUAUUAAUUCGCCAAGUAGCCCUAAAAUAAUAUCUUUGCAAAAUUCUAAUAUUAUAAGUCAUAAUUCACCUUUUAAUAAAGCUACUUGCACACCUUUUCAAAUACAAGAUUCAAGUACAAUAAACUCUAACUUGUCAGGAGAACGUGCUCCAAGUAUUAGUAAUUUAGCUCAAAAUAAUUUAAUAAGAAAAUAUUUAGACUCACCAUGUUCUGAUGUAUUUGAUGAUAUCGAACAAAUGAUACGAAGACGACAUAGAAAUCGUUCACAUUCCGAAACUGAAGCAACCGAAAAUGAUUUAAAAGUAUUUAGUAGGCAUUCAACAUUUCGUCGUUCAUUGAAUACUAAUCCAUUUAUGGAAAAGGGAAAGCAUACGUUACAUAAAACUUUUUCUGAAAACUUUUUGGCUAAGGGUGUUAAUGCAGCUCAACAGCAACAGCACCAGCAGCAACAACAACAACAAAAUUAUCAAACAUGGUCUUUUGGAAGAAAUUUUUCUAGACAAGAAUCAUUGAGUUUCAAUUUAGGACGACGUAAUAGUUCUCAGAGCUCUAUAGAUAGUUCUAUAGAUAGUCUACAUCAUGCUAUUUCAUGUGAAUCUGUCAAUUCAGUUUCUUCAAUUCUACUAUCAGAUUUAGAGCCUGUACAACCAAUUGUCACAGGACAACUUUGCGUUGGCCUAAAAUAUGAAAAAAACACAACAAUGGAUGAUGAUCUAGAAUUAAAUGUUAAUGUAAUGGAAGCUAAAGAAUUGCUUGGACCAGCAAAUAUAGAUUCAUUUGAUACUUUUGUUAGAUUAUAUUUGGUUCCUGAUGAAACUGGUGCUAGGCAAACUAAGCUUUUCAAGAAUUCAACAUCACCAAGUUACAAUGAAACAUUCACAUUUUGCCUGGAUAAAAAUAAAGGACGUCGUUCUUUAUGGUUUCAUUUAUACCACAGUGGGAAUUCUCAUACUCUAAUAGGAGAAACUGAAUUGCAAAUUGCUGAUGUUUCAUCACCAAGACCAUAUACAACUUGGCUAUCAUUAUGUGAUUCACGUAAUUUAAAUCCAAAAUGGGGUGAAUUAAUGUUUUCACUCAGUUAUUUACCAACUGCAGAACGUUUAACAAUUGUUGUUGUUAAAGGAAGAAAUUUUCAAUUUGAACAAAAUAUUAAUGAAUUGGAAUCUCAAAAUAUUUUUGUUAAGGUAUAUUUAUUAAAGGACAAUAAAAAAAUUUCUAAAAAGAAAACAACUUUAAAACGUAAAGAUCGAUGCCCAAUAUUUAAUGAAUCAAUGAUAUUUAGUAUACCACCAUUUUUACUUAAUACAAUACAAGUGCGCCUUACUGUAAUGAGUAUAUCAACAGAUCAACAAUUACCAAUUCAACAGCAGCAGCAGCAGCAACAACAACAACAACAAUUACAACAACAAUAUUGUGAAACUCUUGGACAUAUUUUCAUUGGUAAUGGCACAUCUGGUAAAGGUAUUAAACAUUGGAAUCAAAUGUUAUCAUCAUUACGAAAACCAGUAGCUAUGUGGCAUCCAUUGAGAAAAACUAAACCAAAAUCAAUAACAAAAGAUAUUACAUAAUAAGAUUUUUCACAUAAUAUAUACUUAAUUAUAUACAUAACUGUAAUAUACAAUUAUAUAGAUUAUGUAUAAUAUUAUUUUAACAAUACAUUAGAUAUUUAUUCAUUAAAAUUUAAAUUAUAUGUAA